Molecule: messenger RNA, 2002 nt
Organism: Thermothelomyces thermophilus ATCC 42464
Lineage: Eukaryota; Fungi; Ascomycota; Sordariomycetes; Sordariales; Chaetomiaceae
Product: alcohol oxidase
Exons: 2
Coding region: 107-1903 (598 amino acids)
Molecular function (GO): FAD binding; oxidoreductase activity
Source: RefSeq, a predicted model, not a curated record
GUUUAGGUUAAAUGAACGACAUGUCUCUCUGUCAUUGACUUUUCUAGUCUGUGCCGCUAUCCCACCUUCCGCCCCGGGCAGUCCAAGAUAAAUCCGUACCGGAAAAAUGCGUCUGCAUAUAGCACUGUCGCUCUUUUACACUCUUGGGCAUGCUGUGGGGGCUGAGCCGCAACACGCCAAACGUACUCCCAAAUGUAGAUGUACGCCGGGCGAGGCCUGCUGGCCCGACAACAGCGUUUGGGAGGCCUUUGACAAAACGUUGGGCAAGGGCAAGCUGAUCAAGACCUCUCCCAUUGCUCAGUCCUGCUAUGAUGGCCCUCAGAAGGACCUGGAUCGGUGCGCCUACGUGAACAAGAUGUGGACCGACCAGGACUUCCAGACCAGUGAUCCCAUCGGCAGAAACUAUCCCUACAACAUCACAUGCGCGCCCGUCGACUACGCUGCGGGGGAAACCCCCACGUCGUGCAUCCUCGGCUCUCUGCCCUACUACGCCGUCAAUGCGUCCACUAGGGAGGACAUUACUCUAACUCUUAACUUUGCCAAGCAACACAACAUCCGUCUUGUCACCUCGAGCACCGGCCACGACCUCCUGGGCCGCUCUGACGGUUAUGGCGGUCUCGAGCUCUGGCUGCACUCCUUCAGAAACGGCGUCCGCUUCCAGAAGAAGUAUACGUCGGCCAACAAGUGCACCAAGUCCGGAUGGACGGGCAGCGCCAUACACAUCGACGGAGCCUACCAGUGGAGAGACGUGUAUACGGUUGCUCAGGCAAACAAUGUCAUUGCCGUCGGCGGCGGCUCCCCCUCUCCCGGCGCUAUUGGCGGCUGGCCCUCCGGGGGCGGCCACGGCCCGGCUACCCACAAUUUCGGCCUUGGAGCCGACCAGGUCCUCGAGGCCCAGAUCAUGCUGGCUGAUGGAAGGAUCGUCACCGCCAACCAUUGCGAGAACUCCGACCUUUUUCGGGCCAUCCGCGGCGGCGGCCCCGGCUACGGCAUCGUCCUGAGCCAACACAUCAAGGUCCACCCCAAUGUCAAGGCCGUCACAGCCCACCGGCUUGCUAUUGCGCCGCGGAACGAGACUGCCGAAAACAAGGACCUGCUAGAUGCUAUCGCCGUCCUGCACCAGCAGCUCCCGGCCCUCAGCAACAAUGGCGUCGCUGGUUACGGAUUCUGGUUCCGCAGCUUCCCCGGCCCCUUCGUUGGCGACGCCCACUCCGGCUAUACCCAUGGCUUCUGGACCAUUGGCAAGCGGCAGGCCGAGGCCGAGAAAGCUGUGGCGCCACUCAUGAAUGCGCUCAAGAAGUUCGAGGACAAGCUUGUCAUCACGUCGACCUUUGCCGAGUACCAGGACUACUGGUCCUUUUACUGGGCCGAGUCGGGCCUGCACGACCCGGUCGGGUCUACGUCUAUCAUCACUUCGCGACUGAUCAACCCGGAGGCGUUGACCGACUACAACAAGGUCCGGGAGGCAAUUGAGGUAGUGGCGGGCAAGCCGGAGGAGGUGUCAUCCAACGUGGUCCUGCUAGUAUCGGGCGGCCAGGUGUUCAAAGAUAAGGCCGACACGUCGUCAGGGCUGCACCCGGCCUGGCGCGUCUCGCCAUUCGUCAUGAUUAGUGGACAGGGCAUCCCCAAGGUGGCCUCGCGCGAGAUUCGCGAUUAUGUGCAGCACCAGGUUACGCACGUCAAGGGAGCCGCCUUGAAGAAGCUGGCUCCGAACACUGGCGGCUACAUGAAUGAGGGCGACGGUAGCGAUCCGGAGUACAUUGACGCCUUUUACGGCAAAAACUACGCCCAACACCUUGCAGCUAAGCGCAAGUACGAUCCGGACAACAUCUUCUUCUGCCGCACCUGUGUAGGCGCUGAAGACUUCAUCGAACGUCCUGAUGGACCUCUGUGCCGCAAGUAGAGAAGGGCCAUUUUUUAACAUUUAUCGUUAAAAAGGCUUUGCUUUAUAGACAUACAAAUGUAUAGUACGUAGUAUAUAAUAACUACAGUUAUUUUUAAC